Molecule: messenger RNA, 4545 nt
Organism: Phalacrocorax carbo (great cormorant)
Lineage: Eukaryota; Metazoa; Chordata; Aves; Suliformes; Phalacrocoracidae
Source: RefSeq, a predicted model, not a curated record
GCGCCAUGUGACCGCGCCGGGGCCAGUUCCACCCGAGUGGCGGCGGGACGGCACGGCAGGGCAGCUGCCCGCCUUUCACUCCCCACAGCUUUGUCCUUCGCCUGUUUUUGUUUUUUUUUUUCCUUCUCCCUCCUCGGUGUUCGGCGCCUUUCAAGAGGCGGCGACCGCCGCUGGAAGCACUGGCUGCCGGUCAGCGCGGUGCGGAGCCAGCCGCCGCUGUUCGCCUACAGCGCGGCAGUAGCAGGCGGGAGGCAAUGCCGCCUGCCCUCUGGCGUUCCCCGCUGCCCGCCCGGGCUCCCGGAGGCGUCGGCGCCGCCUGAGCAGCCGGCGGGGAGGACAGGCGGGUACCGGAGGCGCUGAAUGCAAGCGCGACCAGUGGCUACCGCUUGCCAUGUGGGCUAGUAGCGCCUGGCCCGGGCAGGUCUCCGGCAGCCGGUGAGCGGAGCGGAGUGGCGGCAGGGCCGGGCGGCGGGGAGGCGGCCCCGCGCCGCCGCCGGGACCAUGAUGAAAGAGGAGUGCAAAGCGCUGCUGGACGCGCUCAACAAGGUUACCGCCUGCUACCGGCACAUGGUGCUGACCAUCGGCGGCACCUCGGACUCCCAGAACCUGCGGGAGGAGCUCAAGAAAACCCGGCAGAAAGCCCAGGAGCUAGCGGUGGCCAACAGGAACAAGCUCACCACGGUCCUAAAGGACAAAACCGUGACUAAGGAAGAUAAAGCCGAGUUCGAGAGGCUAUGGGUGAUUUUCUCCACGUGCCUAGAGAUCCUGGAGAUUGACAUGAGGAGAGCCCUGGAGCUGGGCCACGAGUUCCCGCUAAAUGUCCCCAAAAAGCACCUGAUCCAGACAGGCAUGAGCGGGGGAACCUCUGGCGUGGCCGCCAGGGCGAUGAGCAUCCAGAACAUGAAGUACGAGGCCGAGCACAAUAUAGACGUCGUGGAUUUGAAAGACCUCGAGAACGAAAUCAACCAGGUAGGAGAGAUGAUGUACGAGAUGGAAAUGAAGGUCAGUGUCCCCCAGUGGACAGUAGAGGCUAAGCAAGACCCAGGGGCUGAACUGAAGUCCACCAUCAGCGUGGGCGCUUCUUCUAUUGGCAUGAUCUCUGUGGAGGAAAACAAAUCCUUCUGUGAUAUCAGCAAAGUCCUAGCUGGGAUUAUUUUCUCCGCUGUGCUCAUUAUCGCUAUUGUCCUGGCAGUGUGUGUGGUAAAACUCUCUUAGGGUGGUGCAGGCUCUGGCAAGAGCCACCCCCUUCCAGUCUCUCGUUGGAGCGUGUCACACCUCACCUUUAAUUUCAAAACGGGUCACUUGGAUGAGCUCAGAACUUAAACCUAGCACUUGGAAAAACAAACCUAAACUUUUGCGUCUCAAUAUCCUAAAAUGCGGGAUUUGUUCUUUCUUGCUUUUUGAAGAAAAGAGAUGCAAAUCAGCCAGCAGAAUAGGAUGUCUUCAUCUGCUGGACUUGUAAUGGUUAACUCUGAAGUUACCAGGGUAUUAGCACUACUGGCUAUAGCAGGGAUUUGUCUGCUAUUAAUAGAUCACUGUUCUCAGAAGCCUGCAUUUUUUGUUCUUGAAUAGCCUCUGGCGUUUGCUGCUGGUCACUGUUUACAGUAUUUGGGAGUAAUACAAAUUUGGAAGCUAACACAGGUGUUUUGUCUGACAAAGUGAAUAGAAUACAGGGGAUUGGGGUUUUUUUGUUUUGUUUUUCCAUCAAAUACCCAAAAUGCUAUUUCAGUGGAGGAAAAGGGGAGGGAUGAAAACCCCUAUAAAAGAAUGUAAACAACCUGUAUUUUAGACAAGUUAAUGGCUGGGGAGCGGGGAGGUGUGGAGGAGGAUGGAGAAAACGAAUAAGCCAUGUUUGAUACCAAAUACUGUUUGUUGAUUUAGACUAGACUGUCUAGAACCCAGUUGCAAGGGUUGGCAGAGCACACGUAAAUGAAUAAUGGCUUUCCAAAUCCAGAGAGAAAAAAGGGAGGGUUGCAUAUUUAGAAAAAUACUAGCAAGCCUCAUGGUUCUCAUCCACAUUUAGCCUGGUUUUGUCUUCCCCUGCAGAAAGGCUGAUUCUUGCCACUGGUUUGAACUUCUCUUUCUGUCAAAGCAAACAGUUUGCACUUCACAAUUAACUAUGAGAACAGGAGCAAUUAAUCUAUCUGCAGCAGAAGCAGUAAUUUUUAAAUAGAUUUUGACAAAAGUGAUGUCGAGUUAAAGCAGACCUUUCUAAUCCAAAGAGAUUAUUGUUGACAUGCAAGGAAGGAUUGAUCCCUGUGUAUGUGUAGUCACAUUUCUGCAAGCUUCUGAAUUCUUUGCAGAAAUCUAGACAAAGCUAAAAACGUGCCUCAGUUUCAUCUCUCAUUUCAUGUCUGAUUAAUCAUCUAGCAAACAGGAAGCCUGUAGGAUUAGUCCAACUUGAUACACUGCAAUUUUGGGAGGUAAGUGCAAGACCAGUGUAAAACUUUGCAGUGCUUCCCUAUUAAAUUGUCAACGUUUAAAUGUAAAACUGGGGGGACAGACACUAACUUGAUAGAGAAGCUCUAUGUUUUGUAAAAGGACCUCUGUAUUAUGGUAUUUAUUAUGUAACUUACAUAAAUAUGUUCUUUUACUGUGAACACAUACUAUCCUUUCAAGAAUGCUUGGUACAUACUUUAUAGUGCCAUAGGUGUAUGAGGCGCACUCCACAGGUAAAUAUAAAGACCCUGUAGUACUGGGGGUUUAAUAAAUUGUUAUUCUUCUGCAUUGAUUGCUAUGGACACAUCAAAAAGUAACAAUCAGACAUGUUUUGUGAAGUUACUAGGCAACAGUCUUCAUGCUUGUUAAAUAAAAUUAUGUUGCCAAUACUCAUAAACAGCUAAUAUUUUUGAGUGAAAAACUAAACAUACUUUGGAAGACUACAGCAAACAGUUUAUUCUUUAAGAGAACUGGAUUUGGGGAGAAAAAGUGCAUGACAAAUUCGAAUCUGGUCACUUGUAGGCAAGAAAAAAAAACAGGUGGGGAAAAAUAGUAAGUGGAGGCUUGAAUUAAAGGCUACAGACUACCAUUACAUUGAAGGAUAAUGUGAAUUCUGCACAUUGAUCCAGUCUGGCUCCAGUCUCAUGGAAAUUCACAGCUUUAUAAGAUGACUCCACAUUCCUUUCUAUUGUAUUUCGCUCACUCCAUAGGAUGUGUUUUAUACAUAGUUAAUCUAGGUUUGUAGAGAUCCCUGGCAGCACUAACAAAGUCAAGCCUGUAUUUAUCGGUGCUACUGUUUCUGUCUGUCUAGAGAAGGUGUAAUUGCUGUGUGUUGAUUUAAGUGAGAUCUCCUUCACAGUCAGAUUGAGUAAACAUAUUUAUGGAAAAUACAGCAAAAGCUGCAGGAGAAUGUACAUAUUUGGAUUGUCACCACUAGUCACUAUGGAUUAGUGGGUAUUUUCACUCUUUGCACUCUCCUUAGUUCACAGGAAGGUAGAUGAGAAGUUGGACUCUAUUCUGUGCUUCUUGAAAACUCCAUGUUCCUUUUGAAAUCAGGUCUUUUAACCAUGUGUUCUGAAAACGCAAGUAAUACACGUCACAUUUCUGGUGGAUAAGUAAAUGGCAACACCUCUGGCAUUCAUUAUCUUGUAUCCUGAAGUGGGUGUAUUGUUUAGCCACGGUUAGUUGUGUAGAAGAAUUUUUAAGAAUAGUGAAUCUCAUCUUCAGAAGCAAGACUCAGUGACUUGGUAUAUUGUCGAUUUUCAGUCCAUUGCAUUUUUUUCAGUUUGGAUUUUUUGAUACAGGACUCAAAGAAUUCAUGUAAGUUGUCCAUAAUUAUGUAAGUCUUGCUUCAUAAUGAAUAUGCACACAAUUAGUAUUUAAAGAAUUGAACCCUGGAAAAACGAUGUCUUUUCAAAUCUUAAGAGAAAGCUGGCUGCAGAUUUAUUAAUCAUUAGUUUAUACCUAAAAAUCUGUAUCGUUAUAUUUAGGCUAUCUGAAAUUAAAAGAUGAAGUAGAAUUCUAACAGAGGAUUGGCACCAUCUAAAGGGACAACAUUCCUGCCAUUAAUUUCCUACACUUGAUACAAGCGUUGACACAGUGUGACAGUUCAGGCAUGACAGCGCACAAAAUCAAAACAAGAUGAAACCACCAUUGCCCAAAAGUACUGAUGUUUCUUUUAAAUUAAGAAAUAAAGAGAUGUGGAUUUGCAGUCUUCAUUUUUCCCCCCACACUGGAAUGCAACUGGAAGAAGGCCGGAAAUGCUAUUUUUGUAAGUGAAAAAUAGGAAGUCAAACUUCAAAAUAGUCUAUAUUUAAAUAACACCAUGAAAAUGCAAAUACUCUCAUGCUGAUCAGUGAAUGAGAAUGUUAUUGUGUUUUCAGUACAAAAGAUUAUGGUCAUUGCUUAAUUUCAAUGUUGUUCAGUUCUUUUGUCUUUAUUCACAGGAUACACACAUUAAAUUUACUGUAUACUAAAAUCUUAUUCCUGACUUGAAUUACACUGGUUUUGCCUGUGCAUGGGUGGUAUUUUCUACACUUUGAAUAAUUUGAACUUGUUACUGUCACUAUUUAUUUAACUUAAAAUAAAGUAUGUUCUUACAACUUA